Messenger RNA from Dermacentor albipictus, 1952 nucleotides. RefSeq lists its product as uncharacterized. The record is from RefSeq and is a predicted model, not a curated record. Lineage: Eukaryota; Metazoa; Arthropoda; Arachnida; Ixodida; Ixodidae.
UCGUGACAACGCGCUCUCCGUUCUGCCGAUUUCGUGUUCCAUCGGAAGUGUCUGUUUUCUUGCGCCCCUGCCGACCACGCUCAGGCAUGUCGGAUACGGACGACGAGCUACUCGUGACUGUGAACACUAUAAUACUGAUUUGUGCUGCACUUGCGCGACGCCGACGUGCCAGAAAGCGAGCGAGAAGGUUUUGGGUGCGCCCUAUAUGGCGGUACAGGGACACCGAGGGCCAGGCGCGUACUCUGCUUCCCCGCCUGCGCGCGAGAGACGAAGGAUACUUCAGAGACUACCUGCGAAUGCCGCCGAGUGUCUUCGACACUUUGCUCGGUCUCGUGCGGCCCCUGAUUGAGCGGCAGGCGACACCGUUCCGGGAUCCCAUUUCUGCUCAUGAUCGACUAGCAAUGACGAUACGGUUCCUUGCGAACGGAGACACCUUCAGGAGCUUAUCGUACAAUUUUCUAACAGGGAGGUCAACGGCAUGUGAAAUUGUCCGACAAACAACUUCCGUCCUUUGGGACGUUCUUCAGUCAACGUAUUUAAGGUUUCCGGCAACUUCCCAGGAGUGGCUAAAGAUCGCUGCAGACAUGGAAGAAUUUUGGCACUUUCCCAAUUGCAUAGGGAGCAUCGACGGUAAACAUGUGCAUAUCCAAUGCCCAGACAACUCAGGAUCGAUGAAUUUAAAUUAUAAGAAAACAUUCAGUGUGGUCCUCCUAGCUGUGUGUGACGCACAUUACAAGUUCACCUAUGUAGACAUUGGCCAUUACGGCGGUGAAGGUGACAGCGGGAUCUUUCAGCGAUCACCUCUGCUGGAAGUGCUGGAAAAGGGCUUGCUGGGCAUUCCUCAGCCUAGGAGCAUUGGCUCUAUAGGUCCCAUUCCAUACCACAUGGUUGGCGAUGAAGCUUUUCCGCUGAAGCCAUUCAUGAUGAGGCCCUAUCCAAGACGAGAGCUGCAGAAGUUCAGGAAUGACCCAGCUCAGCGGCAAGAGUACCUGAAAAGGGCAACAUUCAACUAUCGCUUGAGCCGAGCAAGACGGCUGAUUGAAAACGCCUUUGGAAUCAUGUCAAGCAGAUGGAGAAUUUUGCGGCGACCAUUUCGGGCAUCGGAGGAAACUACACACAAUAUUGUGAAGUCAUGUGUUGUAUUGCACAACUUCCUCCUAAGUUCGCCGCAAUCGCGAUCUGCAUACAGCCCACCGGGUUUCACUGAUCAUGAGGACUGGGAAGGGAACAUUGUAGAAGGAUCCUGGAGAGCUGGCAGUGACAGUCUGCCGGGCAUAGGGGACCUCAUCGCUAUGUCUGGUUAUCAUUCAGCAAGGGCAGCUAUGGAUAUGCGUAACCACUUGGCAACAUACUUUAUGAAUGAAGGACGGGUGCCAUGGCAGGAGAGGAUAGUGACCCGAGCGGGAAUACAGGAAAAAUGAACAGCGGAGCUACCGAGACUGUGCUGUUGAGGACAGUCGCACUUGGGGAAGCUGCGCUGGCGGCUGGGCUCGGUUUGUUGCACCGUUGGACCUGGGUGACGCAUGAAAAGAAAAAUAUCAUCUGUUAAGAGAGAUACAAUGUAACAUGCCUUGAGACAAGCUCACCCGGAAGAUGCUGCAGCCUCAGUUGGGGUUGGACUGAGCAAGCUGAAAUAAAUAGAGAAUGUGUUUCCAUGAGAAAAAUUUUUCCUGCCUACUACUCAAUUUAAUGUACUCUUUCAGGUUUUUACGUCUAUACCAACUGUACGAUCCCCUUCUUCCAUGUACACUUGCCCCCGCCGCUUCUGCGCGCGUCACCCUCCUGUUUGUUAUACCGGUUUACUGCACUAACCCUUUAAAACUAACACGCCGAGGAUGACGAGGCCGCCUUUGACGAAGAUAGGUCCUCCUAUCGAAACGUUGGCCAGCCUGUCUGAGGCACUUUAUCCCUGUUUACAAACUUUAUACCACAAGACAAUGUAUGCAAUACAU